Molecule: messenger RNA, 1483 nt
Organism: Eruca vesicaria subsp. sativa (arugula)
Lineage: Eukaryota; Viridiplantae; Streptophyta; Magnoliopsida; Brassicales; Brassicaceae
Source: the annotation of a GenBank genome assembly
CAGACAAGAUAAGUGAUGUGAUCGGUCUAAAGCUAAAAAAAAAAACAAAAAGACAGCUUCACUUCUUGCAAAACUCUUUCACAAAAGAAGAUGGGAGCGCAAGAAUCUACCCAAGUCUUAGACGAUGACGAAGAAGAAGAAGAAGACCAAACCGAUGAUGAACAACAAGAACAUGACGAUAACAACAGAUCGAAUCCAAGAGAGAUAGACAACCUUCUAGUAAAACGAGUUCUCGAACAAGAACCCGAGAUGCUCCCCUGCCACGCGUCAGCCUCACCUCUUUCUCCACAGCUAUCAUCUCUCGGAACUCCACGGAUCGGUCCUUCCAUCAAAGUCUGGGACCCUUACAACGUCCUCGCUCCUCCUCCUCCGCCUAUCUUCUCCCGAGUCGGUUCCGGAGGAGGAGACGAAGAUCGUGUUGCCGUGACUGAGGUUUAUCUCAUCAGCCAUGGUGAGUGUGAUCUCAAUCUUAGGCCUGAUCUUGUUGGAGGGAGAUGCCACGUCGCUGCUCUCACUGCUAAUGGUGAACGUCAAGCUAGGGCUCUUGCUGUUUUCUUUAAAUCUCAGGGUGUGAGGUUUACUUCGGUUUAUUCCUCGCCUCUGGAUCGAGCUAGAUCCAUGGCUGUUUCUGUUUGCCAGGAAAUGAGUUUUCCAGAGGAGCAUAUACAAUCCUCAGACACACUUAUAGAGAUGAGUCUAGGAGAUUGGGAAGGUUGCAAUCAAUCAGAGAUUUACAAUCCUGAAACUUUGAGCUUAAUCGAAAGAUGCCAGCCUGAUUUCACAGCUCCUUCAGGAGAAUCACUCAGGCAAGUAGAGUUCCGAAUGGUUCAGUUUCUAAACGGGACAGUAGUCUCAGGACUUUCAGAGAAGCUAAGGUCAGAUCACAGUGAAACGUCACUUCCUUCAACCAACUGGGACUUGCUUCACAAGCAUCGUCCAAGUCUCACAAGGAAGAAAUCUGGUAAAAGCAGGCUUCAGGUGAUGACCAAUCAGGAGCUUGAAGAUGGAGGAGUAUCAUCCCCAAGGGAAGAUGUUAAUCAAAACCACAUUGACAUGAGUGAUUCUUCUUCCUUGGUAUCGAACUGCAUUGGGGUUUUCACGCAUUCGUUGCCUAUAAAGUGUCUUCUGACAGGAGUACUUGGGUGCAGUCCGGUAAUGACUCAUAAGAUCUGUGUGGAGGACUCUUCGGUGACGGUGUUACAGCAUUCUUGGAGAAAUGGGUGGCAGAUUAAACGAAUGAAUGAUACUGCUCAUCUUAGAUUGUUGUAGUUUGAAAAUUUUAUUUACUUGGUAAAAAAAAAAAGGUUUUUCAUAUGUAUACGAUGAUGAAUCUGCAGUUGUUCAAGAACAAAAGGUUGUGCAGAUGACAUGCCACGGCCUCUUCUUUGUAAUGUUUGUUUGGAAUACUAAGGAAAAUGAAAAGAAUUCAUUUGAGUUUGAUCGUUGUCUUUUAACUAUUUGUAUUUUAUACUAUGGUCUUUAU